Acanthopagrus latus (yellowfin seabream) is the source of this 2931-nucleotide messenger RNA. RefSeq names its product nudE neurodevelopment protein 1-like 1a (gene ndel1a). The transcript has 10 exons. Lineage: Eukaryota; Metazoa; Chordata; Actinopteri; Spariformes; Sparidae. Gene Ontology annotation, cellular component: centrosome; kinetochore; kinesin complex. Gene Ontology annotation, molecular function: microtubule binding. Gene Ontology annotation, biological process: microtubule nucleation; chromosome segregation; regulation of neuron projection development. The record is from RefSeq and is a predicted model, not a curated record. Bases 921 to 1955 code for a protein of 344 amino acids.
ACCGAGUUAGCGCCUCUGUCUAUCGGUUACCACGGCAACAAGCCAUCUCACGAUGCGUUUGACGUCACCGAAAACAUACAUUAAUAAGCGAGUGAUAAAAAGUUUGAAAACUUUAUUCAGUUUAUGUCACAUAAUCUUGCUUUGAUUUACAAAAGCCCUUUUAACAAAAUAAAGAUAAAAACACGAUAAAAAUAAAUGAUUAAUUCUAAUACAGUAUUGUUGAAUUAAGAAAAAAAUCUUGUACACACCACUUAAAAGGAAAUCUAUUUUGCAAUGUAUUUAUUCUGAAUAGUGUGUUCUUAUCAUGAGUGUGAACUGUGAUACAGCUGAAUCAUUAUCUCAUGGUUUUGACUUUGUAUAUCACAACUUUGACUUAGUUGUUAUCAAAUAAGUUUUACUCAGGACUAUUUUGACUCUGAAUUUUGUAUCUCACCAUUUUCUAAAAAUACAAAAUAAUUUUAACUUGUGAUUAGAAUUUGGUCUUCUCAUUUAGCAACUUUGAUUUUGUUUUAAAUAAUUGACUUUUACUUUUUUUGUGGGAGAAAUCUGUCUUUUUAUACAAAUGACAUGCAUUGAAAUGUAUCCAGUCAUUAAACUGUUGAUUUACACAACACAAUCCUAUAAUUUUCAUAGUUCACAUGUUUUGUGAAUGCAGUGUUUAUGACAUAUGUCAAACAGUCCGCAGUUGUUGCAGAUGACCAGCAGGUGGUGCUAAUUUAACAUAAAUGCGUCGUAUGCGCAGUUUGUGUGCAGCAGUGAAGCCCGUGAACACAACGCAGCAACACUGAGGAAAUACACCCUAAAACGCCCCGCUGAGAGGAGGCAGCAGAUCAGCAGAGGAGACGGCCAGCAGCUCACACCAGCGACCAUGAUGGACUGAUAAACAUCAGGGACUGGGGCGAUGUUCAGAUUUGUUUGCCAUGGAAACUGAUAUGAUACCAAAAUUCUCCUCAAAAGAUGAGGAAAUUGACUUCUGGAAGACGCUCUCCCUCAAGUACAAGAACGGCUGCCAGGAGGCCCAGGAGGAGCUGCUGGAGUUUCAGGAGGGCAGCAGGGAGCUUGAGGCUGAGCUGGAAGCACAGCUGGGCCAAGCAGAGCAUCGUAUGAAGGACCUGCAGUCUGAGAACCAGAGACUCAAGAAUGAGGUUGAGUCUCUCAAGGACAAGCUGGAGCAGCAGUACUCUCAGAGCUACAAGCAGAUUUCCAUGCUGGAGGACGACCUCGGCCAAACACGCAGCAUCAAGGAUCAGCUCCACAAAUACGUCAGAGAGCUCGAACAGUCCAAUGACGACUUGGAGAGAGCCAAAAGAGCUACCAUCGUGUCUCUGGAGAACUUCGAGCAGCGUCUGAACCAGGCCAUCGAGAGGAACGCCUUCCUGGAGAGCGAGCUGGAUGAGAAGGAGUCUCUUCUGUGCUCCGUUCAGAGAUUAAAGGAUGAAGCCAGAGACCUGCGGCAGGAGCUGGCCGUCCGAGAGAGGCAGUCAGAUGUAAGCAGGAUGUCUGCUCCAAGCUCGCCCACACAGGACAACGUAAAGAUGGACACUGCUGUACAGGCCUCCCUCUCUCUCCCCGCUACCCCACUGAGCAAAGGUCUGGACAACGCCUUUGCCAACUCAACAGCUCUGUCAAAUGGAUAUGGCAGCAACUCUCCACUGACUCCCUCUGCCAGGAUAUCGGCCCUCAACAUCGUCAGUGAUUUACUCCGGAAAGUUGGGGCUCUGGAGUCCAAGCUCGCCGCUUGCAGGAACUUUGCCAAGGACCAGAGAGCGAGGAAGGCGUACGCUCUCGACAACAGCAACGCGCUCAACGCAAACACAGCCAACUACUCGCAGUCGCUCCACACGUCAUAUUUUGAUAAAGCCAGGCCGGUGAACGGACUGAAACCUGGUGCCCUGACCGCCAUCACCGUCGCUCCUGCCGCCUCCUCCCAAGGCCUGGUGCCGCUCACCGUGUGACAAUAAUCCUCCUAAACUUUUGGAAAAAUCACAUCUAAAACGAGCCCUGACGAAGCGGGAGCACAAAAGGCUAAUACUGUAAAACUGUUGAUGUACUGAUACUCCGGCCUCGUCCUCGUCUUCUCACUCUCUCCGUCGUCCUGACUCGACACUUGUGCUUCGUUCCUGCUGUAGUUAUGGGUCUCCGUCUGUCUCUCUGUAUAGUUCAUGUGUUACUGUAUCUGAUGUUUGCUCACAUUUUAAAGACACAUUUAAAGAUUCCUCAAGGGUCUUCCCUGGGUUGUUAAAUCUGUGCACUACAUCCUCUAAAAAGGGAAAUGUUAUGCAAUUUUUAGUUGGAAAUCACAACUACAUUUACUGGCAAUAACUCCAAUUAAAGCGACAGUUGAGUGCGCUCACACCCACUGCUGAAAGUGGAAAUUAACAGGUUUAAUGGGUUGGCACAUGUGCAGAUGUCCCAGAUAAUUGUGUACCACAUGUCUCCAUCAAUUAUUGACGUUUCACAAUGUUUUAAACAUCAACUCUGUCGAGGAGUCAGCUGAUUUUGGCUUUUAACUGUUACCUUGUGAGCCCUGUGUUGGAUUUCUGUUUGUUUUUUUUAAAAAAAGGGGAUUCUUUGUGUCAUUGUAGUGAGUCAAACACACCAUCUACCCUCUGAACUAUGUGACAUGAUGUGUACAGUAUUGGUCAUAUUGAUCGUUAUUUAUAGACAGCUGUUUAAGAGGCGCUGUCAUCGUGCUCAGAUCAGUUAACCUGCAUUCAUAUAUUCUUCAAAGUGUUUGAUCCACUUUUUUAAUUUUUUUGAUUUGACACAUUUUCUGUGCUGUACACGAUAAGAGAGUGAAGCACUUUGACCUCGUGGGAACUUUCUUCAUUUUCAUUCAAGUGCAAUAUUGCCUGUUUGUUAAAAGUUUGUGGGUUUAAUUUAUUUUCCAGAUUUGUUUUACGGCAUGUUUUAAUAAAAGAUGUAAUGAUA